GUCUGUUUAGAUGCUAAAUGACAAGAUAUAAAGAAUAUCACCAUCGAAAUUCAAUUUAUGACCGGAAGCCGGCAGACAGGCAUAAGACCGGAUCCCGGGAAAUUACUAAAUUACGAAUGUUCUAUAGACUCAAUGCCGUUACAAGAUUACCUCAAUUUGGCAUCGACUGCCUUAGUAUGAAGGACGUCAUAAAUAUUUUUGAACAAGUGUAGAUUCAUGAACGAAAACCUUGUUCUUCAUUUCCUAGGAUCGCCUACCAAAUGCCCAUUUGCGGUUUCCAGCGUGCCUAUUCCAUUCUGGAACCAUGUCCUUCGAUUUUGUACCUAGUCAGGCCAUCACAAAAGAUGUCGAUCUUUAUGCCGAAAUUACCUCCAAUUCUACUCUGGAUGUUUUCUCUAAAGUAUUGGAUUCUCAGGAACUAGUCAGACCGGGAAUUCGCAUCCAUGACAACGGAUGCGGAGCUGGCGAAGUUACCUCUGUGAUUAUGAGUUCCCCCCAUUCCGCCGAUAUAUUCAUCGAAGCCACCGACAUUGAUGAAUCUUACCUACAGAGGCUCCGGGGUCGUGCCCUCCGGAACAAGUGGCCCGUAAAUGUUACCGGCAUGAAAGCCGAAGAUCUUACAUUCGCAAGCGGGAGCUUCGAUAUCUCGGUUGCGAAUUUUCUGCUCUUUAUGACACAAGAUGAUGGAGUUCCGGCACUUCGACACAUGCACAGGACGCUGAAGGAGGGCGGCGCUGCGAUCUUUACGUCCUGGGCUCACCUGCCACACAGUGAGACGGUCAAGGCCGCGCACCUCGCAACCCGGGGCGUUGAUGCACCCCCGCUACGGGAGUACCCACCGCAGUGGAAACAGGGGUCGCACAUGGGAAACAUCGCGGGUCUCUCGGGAUUUGGGAAAGACAAGAUCGAACAGAAGUCAGUGAAGGUACACAUCAACGUGGAGGACACAGAGCGCCUCGCACAGGUCAUGUGGAGCUUUCUUGGACGCCCGGUUUCGGGAUGGCUAGAAUCAGAUGAAGAGAACUGGGACAGGGCAAUAGAGACUAUCCGGAAGAGUUUCCUCAAAGACAAAGGGUAUACGAUGUCAGAAUCUGGUCAGCUGAAGAUUGAGCUAGUGGCUAACGUUGUUAUUGCCCGGAAAUAGUCACUUGCAAAUUCCAACUAUUCUCCCUGCGACCAAAUUCAACUUCUGUCGCGGCUUGAUAUCAGAAAAUUGCCAAGAUACCGUAGAAUGAUGUUGUAGAAUGAUGUGGUAGAAUGAUGUGGUAAAAAGAUGUUGUAUUGUAA
Daldinia decipiens is the source of this 1287-nucleotide messenger RNA. Its product is annotated as S-adenosyl-L-methionine-dependent methyltransferase. The record is from RefSeq and is a predicted model, not a curated record. The coding region runs from base 305 to 1144 and encodes 279 amino acids. NCBI's taxonomy places the organism in Eukaryota, Fungi, Ascomycota, Sordariomycetes, Xylariales, Hypoxylaceae. The transcript has a single exon.